This is a messenger RNA of Neocloeon triangulifer, 1527 nucleotides long. It is a transcript of the gene ATP6AP2, whose product is annotated as ATPase H(+)-transporting accessory protein 2. The transcript has 7 exons. Gene Ontology annotation, molecular function: signaling receptor activity. Gene Ontology annotation, biological process: positive regulation of Wnt signaling pathway. Lineage: Eukaryota; Metazoa; Arthropoda; Insecta; Ephemeroptera; Baetidae. The coding region runs from base 110 to 1105 and encodes 331 amino acids. Gene Ontology annotation, cellular component: external side of plasma membrane; membrane. The record is from RefSeq and is a predicted model, not a curated record.
CGUUUCGCGGCUUAUAAUUUUGAAUUAUGGUUUUCAUCCAAUGAGCGUCGAGAUUUUGCGCAAGCUCAAGUUGUCACAUGAUAGUUUCGAUUUUUCGUCGUGAUCCAAAAUGUUGCUAAUAAUUUCCGCGAUUUUCGCGGUUCUGGGCUCAGCCCUAGGCAAUGGGGAGUUCAUCGUCUUCAGUUCACCAGAGUCAGUUAAAUUUGUGGACACGAGCAAACCGCUCCCGGCUGAUCUAGUCCCCGAUGUUGUUGCAGCAAAUCUGGGCUUUUCGACAAACUCGGACUCAUCUUGGCCCGGUUUGCUGAGGGUGUCUCCGUUCAACUCCGCCAGAUUGGCUGUCAUCUUUUCUCUGGACGGUCCUUGGGCUCGUCUGCCAGGGGAAGUGGCCAAGAAUGCCAUGUCCAAGCACAAGUACCAAUUGUCCCCAGUCUCUGGAGAGGGGCCCUCUUCGUGGUGGAUGCAGCUGCAGCACAUUACUGGCCAAAGGAUGAUGAUCAAGGCUUCGGCAAAGCAAGUCACCCUUGCCGAUGAACCAACUGAUGAUGUAACAGACGGAAUUGACAUUGGAGCCCUGAAUCCAAAAGUGGACGAAGACAAGGCCUGGCUAGUUGAGAUGCAGGCUUUGAAGACCGUCAUGAGAAAUGCUAGUCAAUAUUGUGAUGUGAGCAAUGGACCAGGAAUCCUGUGGCUCGACUCAACUGCCCUGCAUGCAUUGUCAGAUCUCCACGGACCUUCGUCGUCCCCUGUUCUUUCUGCAACCAAAAUCCUCAGCUCGGCCCUAGCUGGACUUAAUGAAAUUUUUGAGAAACACUGCGAGGGCAAAGUUUUCAUUGCCACGGUCACCACUGACUCGAGCCACACACGCAGAACCAGGUCUUUGUUGGCCGAGUCUGGCUCUGUCAAAGCCGAGGAAGAUAACGAGUACAAUCUGUCGAAGGAAUAUGACCAAUACUACCCAGUCAUGUUCAACAUUUUCCUCUUCUUCGGCAUUGGCUUCUUCAUGUCUCUGGUUGCUAUUUCUUAUGCCAUUGCAAACAUGGAUCCAGGCAGAGAUUCAAUUAUCUACAGAAUGACCAGCACAAGGAUGAAGAAGGACAAUUAAAUUUCCUGGUCUGAAGUCUAUUAUGUUGUUUACUUCAUUCGUUCGAACAACUUAUCAUUUGUGAUACCAUGCGCAGAAAAUGUUAUCAACCUUUCAGAUAAAAUUUUGAUGUCCAUAAUGUUCCGUAACCCUGUACAUUACCUAUGAAUAGUUCAGUAUUAUGUAUUAUGGGCCUUGUAAAAUGCAAAUACGAAUAUUAUAUAAAAAUAAUAUAGAAUUUAUAAAAUGACUUAAAUCUGAACAUUCCUUCAAUUCAUGGUUAGUUGAUAUGCUGAUUUCUUUUGUUUAUGUAAAAUAAUUAUGUUGUUGCACUGUAGGAAAAUGAAAGGGAUUAUUAUUAUAAAUGUAUACAUGUUGAUGUUAAAUAAUGUAAAGUUAUCGAGAGCCUCGUUCAAAAUAAAAGUAAAACAAAUUAGAAUUAA